CGCGCGAUUCAGUUAUUCCGCGUCCGUACUCACGCUCGCACGCACCUUGCCUCCUCAAGAACUUUUCGUAAGUUUCGUCAUGGCUCUCCGCUAUGUGUUUGCCGUAUUGGCACUGGCAGGUGCCACGUUCGCGGGCUCGGAGGUCACCGAACUGAAGGUCGAGAAUGUCUACGUACCGGAGGGCUGCACCACGAAGUCUAAGAAUGGCGAUAUGUUGACCAUGCACUACACCGGCACUCUUGACGACGGCCACAAGUUUGACUCCAGCUUCGACCGCGACCAGCCCUUCACCUUCCAGAUUGGUGUCGGACAAGUAAUCAAGGGGUGGGACCAGGGUCUGCUCGACAUGUGUGUGGGUGAGAAGCGUAAGCUGACCAUCCCGUCCCACCUUGGCUACGGCGAGCGCGGAGCCGGCAACGUCAUCCCCGCCCACGCCACCCUCCACUUCGAGGUCGAGCUCAUCAACAUCGGAGACUCGCCCCCGACCACUAACGUCUUCAAGGAGAUCGACGCCGACAAGGAUGCGCAGCUCAGCCGCGAAGAAGUGAGCGAAUACCUGAAAAAGCAGAUGACCGCCAGCGAAGGCGCCGAAAUGAGCGAAGACAUCAAGAACAUGCUCGAGAGCCACGACAAGCUUGUCGAGGAGAUCUUCCAACACGAGGACAAAGACAAGAACGGCUUCAUCAGCCACGAGGAGUUCUCCGGACCCAAGCACGACGAACUCUAAACGAGUACAGUAUCAGUAGAACCACUAAAAAGUUACACCGACCUACUGCAUUAAACACACAUAUGCAGCUGAUCCAAACGAAAAAAUAAGCGUAACGUGAGUGCCAAAUAAUUCGGACAUAUUUUGUGUAAUCGUGUAACUUACAAAAGUGGUAAUAUAACAUAUAACUGUACAGGUUUUGCACGGAGUAGGUAAAUCGACAACGAUAUGGACUGCGAAAUAUAUGAUACCGGCAAGGAUAAUAUUUUAUUUGAUAUACCGGCAACGUGGCAACGAUAAUAUUCGUAGACGAUUUGUAUUCGCAAACGUACUUAAUAGGAAUCGAUUCGAACUGUUGUUUAAUAAUACGAUGGUUUAUCGACCAGAGCACUAUUGAGAUGGCUCAUUACGUAUUAUAGCGAACUAUUGAGUGCUUACUCAAUUAGUGUAUCAAAAUGAAAUCUAGGUAAUCCUACUUUUGUACCUUACCUUAGUCACAUACAAGAAUACUUACAUAUCAAAAAGUAAAGUUGUAUUUUGUCGGUUUCUAAUCCGUGCUUCCAGGUAGACUCCAUAGCUCUCCGCUGAACAUUCAGUAUCUGUAUAUACUAAUAUAUUAAUUAUAUUACUCUACAUUCCUAAGCUGGGACGUUGAUAUUUUUAUAUAUAUUAUAUUUUGCUUAAUUUAAACUAUUGGCGUUAUUCUUAUCUGAUAGAAUGGUGUUCGCUCUAUUAAAUACUGUAUGAGAAUAAAUAAAGCUCUAUACAAAAUAAUAAUAAAAAAAUAACAACCUAUAACUUUUUUUGUACAAACUAUACAUAUAAUAUAAUUGUAAAAAUCUUGUUCUUCCUAUGUUUAUUAUAUCUGUCCCUUCACAGGCGACGAUGAGCGAUGUACGUGAGUCAUUUUGUAGUUUGUUAAAUCAUUUUGUACUUAGUUUAUGUUGUUAGAGUGUCGAAUUUGUUGUAAUAAUGUUAAGGGUACAUUUAUGAGUCAGUAAAAUAAAUUUUAUUUUUUUUAAUUUUCUUUUAAGUACUGAGGUUUUUAUUUUAGUAUCUGCGUUCAAAAUUAGGGCGUUGUUUUAUUGAUAACGUCUGUGUCAAUUAAAUUUAAUAAAUGUCUAUACGUAUAUUAGUCUGCAAUGUACGUGAUGUAAUUCAUGUUUUUAACCGACUUCAAAAAUGGAGGAGGUUAUUGUAGUCACAUCUUGUGCCUGCAAAGGUUUCACCUUUAUACUGUAACAGUAGACAUUGCAAUGUAACAGUAGAAAAACUGUAUGAUUGUUACUUCCUGUCAUAUCUGCUACCAGUACUUAAACAAAUUGAAUGUUUUCCGCUGUUGAAUUAAUAAAACAUAUUUAUAACAAA
Cydia pomonella (codling moth) is the source of this 2074-nucleotide messenger RNA. RefSeq names its product FK506-binding protein 2 (gene Fkbp14). The record is from RefSeq and is a predicted model, not a curated record. The coding region runs from base 80 to 727 and encodes 215 amino acids. Gene Ontology annotation, molecular function: peptidyl-prolyl cis-trans isomerase activity; calcium ion binding. Lineage: Eukaryota; Metazoa; Arthropoda; Insecta; Lepidoptera; Tortricidae. The transcript has 4 exons.